This is a messenger RNA of Penicillium angulare, 1725 nucleotides long. RefSeq lists its product as uncharacterized. The record is from RefSeq and is a predicted model, not a curated record. Bases 1 to 1725 code for a protein of 574 amino acids. The transcript has a single exon. NCBI's taxonomy places the organism in Eukaryota, Fungi, Ascomycota, Eurotiomycetes, Eurotiales, Aspergillaceae.
AUGGCUCAAGGAGAUUGUCACUGUUCCGGUGAGUUGGAUGUAUUGCAACGAGACUUGAACAGAUCUCAAUCUACUAUUUGCUUGCCAUCGCCUUCUCCGGCUAAGCACGUUUCGACCUAUCUGCCUAAAGCAGGACCUAAGGUUCUGGAGGAAUCCAAUUCAGACCCAUUCUAUCUUGAACAAUCGCUUGCUGCGACACCAAACGAAGACAGAUACAUGCCGACUAUUCGCGAUGAGAGAUUCAGUGGAGAAAAUAGCCAGUAUUAUACACUUUCCUUGACCAACGGGAAAGAUCAAUCGUAUCAUCAUCGGGAUCCAUCGCAGUAUACUGGUCCAGAUCGCUCCACACUAGCACAGCUUGAAUUGGAAAACAGCCUGCGAUUCCAUCGUUACACAUCUUCCACCGAGGAACACCGCCCUUUACACAGCAGUCAGGACUCCUUUAGCUCAGUGAGAACUGACGCUACUGUCCCUGACCUCACGCCAAGCAGCUCAUUCUCAUCCACCUAUUCCUACUCCUCCCCUGCUUGUCCAGACGCCGUUAUUAAGGCUACAGAGAAGCUCUAUCAACACGCGUGUCAAGCCCAAACAGACACUCGUCGCUUCUAUCUCCCAGCUUCAACUCCACCAAAGUACUCCCUGCCGCCUCCUCCACCCGUGGCUGCCCUCACUCCGGCCAGUACACGUCCCACCACACCUGCUGAGUCCGCCAACAACUCAACAUCUACUCUCACAAUGAAACACGAUACACCCAGCAUGUCUUCAUCCUCAAGAAGACGCAAGGCGCACCCCACCUUACCAAACCUCUCCAACGCGUCAAGCUCUCUUAGCUCCCGCAGGAAACAAUCUAGUCCUGGAACGCGUCCCCCCUUGGACCCUUCUAUGAUCUCGCCUCCAAGCUUGAUCAACCCAGUGACUAUGGAACCUCACGCAACACACUUCGACAAGGCAUUAUUCAUCCCGUCUCACGACGUUGCUAGCCCUAUCCCUAGUCCCUCAGCCAGCUCUCCUCCUAUCUCUCGGCAAUGGACUGCCACAUCCAUGGAGAGACCAUCCACUUCCACAAUGGACGCUUACUGUGAGCAGUCGGUGUGGGAGUCUGAUUCAGACAACGAGUCAAUCUCCAACAAGUCUCUUUCCCGUAAACCAAUCGAUACACUACGCAAAGUUCGCAGUCGCGCAAAGCUCCGCGCAGCAAAGUCUCAACCUCGCCUCCGUCAAGCAACCCUUGACGAUCCAAACUCUGAACGCUUCCCAUGCAUGCCAGACGAUGCUGUCGGCGAGCACAUACCAGAUGCAUUUCGUGGUGUUAGCCUCGACCGUCCAAGCACAAGUCGUCCCAGUACAUCUCGACCCAGCACUAGCCGCGAUGGUUUCCGUGCUCAUCCCCUCCAGACUCUCCGCCUCGUCGCACCCUCUACUACCUCCCUCAUGAAGCCUCGUUCCCGCCACAACACAAGUCCCACCGAGACAGUGAAUGAGUCCGACGUCGACUGGUCUACUGCCGCCACAAUGCAAGCCAAGGCUCGUCAACGGUCUGAUACUCCUGAAUUUGCCAAGUCAGACAAAGCACAACUCACAUCAAUGUGCUAUGAACAACACUCCCAAGCCACCUUCCAAGAACCUAUCCAGGAUGAGAAACCCUUCUUCCGUCGAGUCCUGGAAUCCCUUCGUUCACUUAACUGUGCUCGGCCCUUGAAAUCCAAUACCACGACUACUAUCUGA